AUGACAAAAACUAUAUUAGACGUGGUCAAGGAUUGCGACAACUUCACCACCCCGGAUCCUACACCACCCACGUUCUGGCAACAAUACUAUACCUUCAAAGUCAAUGGCUGCACCGCAGUACUCGGUUAUAUCCCCCAGACCAUCAUUGGGAAAAUCGCAUGGACCAACGCCUGGGUAAUCGACCAUGCGUCGAGGACCGUCAUUCUAAACACGCCUCCCACCGCAACCCGAGAAAUACGUUCUCAAGAACUGACCCAGACUCUAAAAGCCACGCAAAGCCUCGGAGUAAUAUCAAUGCUGCAGAAAUGGCGAAACGAGACCUUUCCAAUCUACGACUCGCACGGUGACGUUCUUCUCGAGGUUGAACGCUGCGCCAGUGCCCUGUUCGGAAUCGUAACCUACGGCGUCCAACUACUCUGCUACGUGAAUGAUCGUCAGAACGGUCUCGGUCUCCGCCUUUGGAUUGGUAAACGAUCCCACAGGAAACAGACUUAUCCAGGGAUGUUGGAUUGUACCGCUGCGGGCGGUCUUCCCACCGGAACGCUACCGAUCGAGGCGGUUAUGUGCGAAGCACAAGAAGAAGCAUCUAUACCAUAUGAGUUUGCGAAGGGCAAUAUCAAGUCUAUGGGGCCGAUUAGCUACUUCCACAUUCGGGGGUCCAAAGCUGGAGGGGAGAUCGGUCUGUUACAACCCGAGGUUGAGUAUACGUAUGCGCUGGAAUUGGAGGCGGGGAUGGUGCCGACGCCGAGUGAUUCAGAAGUCGAGAGUUUCACUUUGUAUACUGUUGAGGAGACGGUGGAGUUUCUGAAACAGGGACUUUUUAAGCCGAAUAGUGCGGUUGUGAUUGUCAAGUUUCUUAUUGAACAUGGGAUUGUGAAUUGCGUAAAUGAUCCAGAUUACGAGGAGAUUUUAUCACAUCUAGCUCGGCCUCUUGAGUUUCCUGUUGUGAUUCAACCCUCUACUUGA
This is a messenger RNA of Penicillium daleae, 966 nucleotides long. Its product is annotated as NUDIX hydrolase. The transcript is spliced from 2 exons. Gene Ontology annotation, molecular function: 8-oxo-dGDP phosphatase activity. Bases 1 to 966 code for a protein of 321 amino acids. The record is from RefSeq and is a predicted model, not a curated record. Lineage: Eukaryota; Fungi; Ascomycota; Eurotiomycetes; Eurotiales; Aspergillaceae.